Messenger RNA from Electrophorus electricus (electric eel), 1356 nucleotides. Its product is annotated as transmembrane protease serine 4-like. Gene Ontology annotation, biological process: proteolysis. The record is from RefSeq and is a predicted model, not a curated record. Gene Ontology annotation, cellular component: membrane. Gene Ontology annotation, molecular function: protein binding; serine-type endopeptidase activity. NCBI's taxonomy places the organism in Eukaryota, Metazoa, Chordata, Actinopteri, Gymnotiformes, Gymnotidae.
UGUGCAAUCAGGUAGGGCACUAUGACUGGACUUGAUUGUUUCUCUCUCUCAGUUGUGGACAGGCCUGGGAAACACAGGAAGCCCAUGACAGACACGAAACCACAGAGGAAAAAACAAUCAUGGAAAUUGAUCCUCAUCACCAUCCUCUGUGUACUAGUUAUUCUGGGUAUUCUGGCUGUAGCUGCAUAUUUCAUCGAGCAGCUGAUUAAAAGUAAAUACUUCUUCUGCUACAAGUCAUUGAAGUUCAUUCCACUAGACCAAGCCUGCAAUGGCAAACCAGAUUGCACAGGUGGAGAGGAUGAGUCUACAUGUGUGUCUGAAUUUGUAGCCAAUUCCACUUUUCCUGUACGGCUGGUCUCAAAUCUCUCCAUGCUUCAGAUAUACAGUGCUGAUGAAAACAGGUGGAGAAGUGUGUGUGCAGAGGGCUGGACUCAACAACACACUCAGGUGGCCUGUCAGCAGCUAGGAUACACAGCUAAUCCUUCUUACAGUACAGUCUUAGUGGAUGACCUGUCACCAGAACUGAAGAUGUUUUUCUAUGGGGUGGAAUCAGUCAGCACACACACAAUUCAGUCCAAUGUCACCAAAAAGAAUACAUGCAGUUCAGGUUCAGUUGUCACCUUAACCUGCUCAGACUGUGGUCCGGAGGCCCCGGGGAACCGGAUCGUUGGGGGCCAGGAUACACUCAUCGAGAACUGGCCAUGGCAGGUGAGCCUACAGUGGAGUGGCCAGCACCUGUGUGGAGGCUCCCUCGUGUCCCCAACCUGGGUCAUCACUGCGGCCCACUGCUUCUCUGGGAACAGGGAGGUGAGCAGAUGGUGGGUGUUGGCAGGCAGGACAUACAUGGGCUCUCUGGGAGGCUACUCUGUAGACAAGAUCAUCGUGAAUGGAGACUACAAUGCAGAAGUCAGUGACUAUGACCUGGCCAUGAUGAGACUCAGUAAACCAGCCACUCUGGGAGUCUCGGUGAGACCAGUGUGCCUCACAAAGCAUGAUCUGGGACUCAGAGGAGGAGCGCCACUGGUAGUGACUGGCUGGGGUACUCUGCAGGUGGACGGCCAGCCAGCCUCAACUCUGCAGAGGGCCAAUAUUCCUCUCAUUGACCAAGCUCAGUGUUCUGCAAUAUACGGUGCAAGCCUCACUCGCAGGAUGCUUUGUGCUGGGUACCUUCAGGGUAAAGUGGAUUCGUGCAAGGGGGAUAGUGGUGGUCCUCUGGUGUACUUUAAUGGUGAAUGGAUGUUGGUGGGCGUGGUGAGCUGGGGGGUGGGCUGUGCUAAAACAGGCUAUCCUGGCGUUUACUCGAAUGUUGAACAGAUGCUCAACUGGGUGUACUCUGUCAUGCAGCAGAACUCUUGA